Clarias gariepinus (North African catfish) is the source of this 885-nucleotide messenger RNA. Its product is annotated as ankyrin repeat domain-containing protein 9-like. Lineage: Eukaryota; Metazoa; Chordata; Actinopteri; Siluriformes; Clariidae. Gene Ontology annotation, molecular function: protein binding. The transcript is spliced from 2 exons. Bases 1 to 885 code for a protein of 294 amino acids. The record is from RefSeq and is a predicted model, not a curated record.
AUGUACAGUAGGAACAUCACCCUAUAUCUUCUCCUACCGCCUGGAUGGCGGACCCGAACAAGAAGCGUGAGCUGUUUUACCGAGCUGUGCGACCAUAAACCUGUGUGGAUGCUGGAGGACAUGCGCAAAAUCGAAAUCUUUAAGUGGGAUCUUGACGGCUUUCAACGGACAUACUCUCCAUCCGAGGCGCUUCUGCUUACCAUUCAGCCUGACCACCGAGCUUACGCACAAUACUUGCUGAAUAAGUUUUCAUACGGCGCUCUUGCCAUGCCAGGAGGGCCUUUUUGCUGCUGGCACUUGGUAGAGGCUGUCCACUUUGACAGGAUAGACAUUAUGUCUCUCAUCCUUCAGGUGGCACAUAAAAUGCCCUCUUCGCGCUCGUACAUGGACGGAGAAGGAUGCCUCCACAAGAAGGACGGCAAAACUCCACUCCAUCUGGCUUGUGAACUGUCAAACUCAGAGGCUGUCCUACUGCUAUUGGGAAACGGGGCUUCACCUCAUCUUGAGGACAACAACGGUAUGACACCACUGGAUCUCACCCUCGAGCAGCUCUGGACCUCCAAAGAGAACACACAUGCCAACGAGAUGUGCCUUAAAAGCCUGCUCAUGUUCAUGCCUCAGGUGAAGUUCGGAAUGCAGAGCGCACUGCAAAAUGAUCGGCAGUGCUGGUCCAGUGUUCUGGGUGAGGAGACUUUUAACUACCUAGUUGGGAGAAAUCCAGGAACACUCUUCCUCACAGCUAUGCAAAAAAUCCUGUCUCAACUGCCUCCGCAAGAAUUUCCACAAAGUCUGGAGAAACUGCCUAUUCCAGCAUCUCUGAAAAGCUUCACACAGUCCUUAACGCAGACCUACAGUAACACUGGCCACACACUGACGGUUGUUUGA